AUGCCUGAAGUCAAGGUGUACGAGAUCACAAAGCCGUACAUCGAGCUGAAUUGCUCGCUCGGUGAGGGGCCAUUCUGGGAAGAGGAGUCCAACACAGUCCGCUUCCUCGAUGUCGAGAAGCAAGAGCUGCACCGCGUCGAUAUCAACAAGGGACCCUCGAGCCACAAGCUCGUCAAGAAGCUGGACAUUUCGAUAGGCUGCACGGCAGACAUCGAAGGCAACGACAAGGAAUUCAUCUUCGGCGGCAAGUACGGCUACGGCAUUGCGAACAAGGAGACGGGCGACUACCGAUGGGUCAAGAAGGUGUGGUCCGAGGACGAGAUCAAGGCAAAGAAGCAUGAGAAGUUCCGCGGCAACGACGGAGCCGUAGACUCGCAGGGUCGCUUCUGGGCCGGCUUCAUGUUCGACCCGCUUGUCGAGGAGAUGCGGUCGGAUGGUGCCGUCUUCCGCCUCAACCCAGACAUGUCCCUCGACCGGCCCCUCAGCGACAUCUGCAUCCCCAACGGCACAACGUGGAACAAGACAGACGACACCAUGUUCUUCGCCGACAGCCCGGACAAGAUCAUCUACCAAUUCGACUUCGACCUCAAGACGGGCUCGGUGACCAACAGGCGGCCCUUCUUCACCAUGCCCAAGGACAACAAGUACGGCGAGAACGCGGUGCCAGACGGCCACUGCAUAGACGAGGAGGGCUACAUGUGGACUGCCCUGCACGACGGCGGUCGCGUGUUGAGGAUCUCGCCCGAGGGCGAGGUGGUGGCGGAGAUCAAGCUUCCCACCAGCCAGAUCACCUGCCCUUGCUUCGUGGGCACGCAGCUCUUCAUCACCAGCUCGGGGGGCGGCGGACCGAGCGGCGACGACGGCAAGCCGGUGGACAAAUUCGCGGGGAGCUGUUUCAUGGUCGAUGUUGGCGUGAGGGGGCUGAAGCGGUUCAAGUUCAAGGGGGGCGAGAAGGUCGAGGGAGGCAAGGUCGACGGCCAGGUGGUUGCAGAAUAG
Ascochyta rabiei is the source of this 996-nucleotide messenger RNA. RefSeq names its product rRNA-processing protein cgr1. The transcript has 4 exons. The record is from RefSeq and is a predicted model, not a curated record. Lineage: Eukaryota; Fungi; Ascomycota; Dothideomycetes; Pleosporales; Didymellaceae. Gene Ontology annotation, biological process: L-ascorbic acid biosynthetic process. Gene Ontology annotation, molecular function: calcium ion binding; gluconolactonase activity. The coding region runs from base 1 to 996 and encodes 331 amino acids.